Molecule: messenger RNA, 486 nt
Organism: Auxenochlorella protothecoides
Lineage: Eukaryota; Viridiplantae; Chlorophyta; Trebouxiophyceae; Chlorellales; Chlorellaceae
Product: Alpha-ketoglutarate-dependent dioxygenase alkB-like protein 3
Exons: 3
Biological process (GO): DNA alkylation repair; DNA repair
Cellular component (GO): nucleus
Molecular function (GO): dioxygenase activity
Source: RefSeq, a predicted model, not a curated record
UGGCAGCAGCGCGAGGUCCUCAUUCAUGGUCGCAGGGUGCUGCAGCCGCGGCUCAUCGUGUAUCAGGCUGCGGAUCCCAGACUUAGUUACACUUACAGCAGGGUCAAGCUGAACCCAGAACCCUGGGAUGCUGUUGUUCUGGCGGUCAAGGAACGUGUGGAAGCUUGUCUCGGGACCUCCUUCAACAGCUGCCUCCUGAAUUAUUACCGAGAUGGGAAGGACAAGAUGUCAUGGCACAGCGACAAUGAGCCUCUAUAUGGCUCUGAGCCUACGAUAGCAUCGGUUUCAUUUGGAGCUGCGCGCGAUUUCAUCCUACGGAGCAAUGAGGACCAUGCUUGCAAAAGAACCUACUCUUUGGGCCAGGGAACACUGCUGGUGAUGGGAGGUAGCACGCAAGAUCACUGGAUGCAUGCUGUGCCGCCGAGAGCCCGUGUGGAGGAGCCGCGCAUAAAUCUCACCUUCAGACAGAUUAUCCGGCAACCUUGA